Molecule: messenger RNA, 1316 nt
Organism: Sinocyclocheilus anshuiensis
Lineage: Eukaryota; Metazoa; Chordata; Actinopteri; Cypriniformes; Cyprinidae
Product: calpain-1 catalytic subunit-like
Exons: 10
Coding region: 1-1131 (376 amino acids)
Biological process (GO): proteolysis
Cellular component (GO): cytoplasm
Molecular function (GO): calcium-dependent cysteine-type endopeptidase activity
Source: RefSeq, a predicted model, not a curated record
AUGGUCAUUGAGGAAUCGUUCUGGCGAUUUGGGAAAUGGAUUGAUGUUGUCAUUGAUGAUCUGCUUCCAACAAUUGAUGACAAGCUCAUUUUUGUGGGUUCAAAAACAUCUAAUGAGUUUUGGCCUGCCUUACUGGAGAAAGCUUAUGCAAAGGUGUGCGGAUCUUACGCAGACCUAGAUGGCGGAUUCAUGUCUGAAGCCCUGAUGGACUUCACUGGUGGGGUGCACAUGGAGUUUGUGUUGAAUGAAGCCCCUACUUAUCUGUGGGACAUUAUGGAUUGUGCAGCUAAGUCACAAACCCUCAUGGGCUGUGCUUCUUAUCACGGGGAAACACGUGAAGCUGUGUCACCCAAUGGCAUAGUUGGGGAUCAUGCUUACACUGUGACAGGUGUUUUCAAGGUGAUGAGUGAAGGAAAUCCAGUUCAUCUGGUGAGAGUGUUAAACCCAUGGGGAAAUACAGAGUGGAAUGGAGACUGGAGUGACAAAUCAUCUUUGUGGGACACAGUGAGUAAGCAGGACCUCAAGUGCCGUGAACGUCUUGAAAACGGGGAGUUCUGGACGUCAAUUGAAGAUUUUACCAGAAACUUCGAAAGCUUGGAUAUCUGCUGUCUCUCUCCUGAUUUUCUGGACAGAUCCUCUGGAUGCCAUUGGAAAUCACAAUGCAAUUUUGGCAAAUGGAUUGCUGGGACUACAGCUGGUGGUUCCAUGGACAAUAUGGCGACUUUCUGGAAAAACCCUCAGUUUCGGGUGAGGAUCGAGGAGCUUAGUGAGGACUGUACUCAUGAGGAGGGUGCUGAAAACAUACUGGUGUCGCUCAUGCAGAACCAUGAGAAGAGAACCAGAAGUAGCCAAAAGAACUUCAUGAUUGGUUUCUAUGUUUUUAAGGUGAGAGGUGAGAGUGGGAAGUUCUCAGCUGAGUUCUUUAAUGACAAAACACCUGUGGAAAUGAAGUCUUUCCAAAACUCAAGAGAGGUGAUGGGAUUCUUCUGGCUGGAGCCAGGAGAGUACCUGAUUGUACCGUGCACAGAGAAUCCUGGUCAAACUGCCUCCUUCGUCCUGUCUAUUUUCUCAAAGCAUGAGACACACUUUGAAUAUAUUGAAGAGGCUGAGGAGAAUGAAGACAAUUCCUGAUGUUAGCGAAGCCUGUCACUCAAAAUGGCUACUUGGAGAAAUAAGUCAACUUAUACCUAAUCACGUUUUCUUUGUUCUUUCAUGCUCAGUUCAGAAUGGCUAUUUAGCUUUAUUUUAUUACUCUUUUUCCUCCAAAGAAAUCAAUUUGUGACCACUGUUGACUGCUGUUAAACUAAAGCUAAUGU